Messenger RNA from Pedinophyceae sp. YPF-701, 2052 nucleotides. NCBI's taxonomy places the organism in Eukaryota, Viridiplantae, Chlorophyta, Pedinophyceae. The record is from the annotation of a GenBank genome assembly.
AUGGAGGAGGCACAGGGCUCGACUGCGCACUUCGCAGUGUUCAUGCUGUCCCUGGCGACGAUCUUCCUGGUCCCACUCACAAUCUGGAAGUUGGUCUUCUACUCGCCAGACGAACAAGCUGAUGGAAGCGUUGUGCGGCCCUGGAAGCAGGUGCAGGGGCCUGCUCAGGCAUCCGCGAAGAAGAGAGGCCCGCUCACCAGAGGCAACCUAGUCCUCUUGCUGCUGUGGGUGGCGUACGUCGGCCUGCUGAUGUACACGAGGCAGGCUUCUCUAGCACUGAAACCGUUCGAUCCGUUCGAAAUUCUAGGCGUGGAGCCCGGCGCGUCCACGAAGGCCGUCCGUUCUGCCUACCGCCGCCUUGCUCUCAAGUUCCACCCCGACAAAAACCCGGACGCAUCCGCACACAAAUAUUUCACGGAGCAAAUCCAGAAGGCGUACAAGGCCUUGACUGACAAGGUGUCGAAGGAGAACUUUGAGAAAUAUGGCCAUCCUGACGGGCCGCAGGGUUUCAGCUUUGGUGUGGCGUUGCCCGAAUGGUUCUUCACGAAAGAUUCGAAGCAGGCGCCACUUGUGCUGGCGUUCCUUCUGAUCGUCGGUAUCGUCGGACCCAUGGCGGUGGCACUGGUGUACCUGAGCAAGUCGAACAGCUCGUUGUCCCGAAAGGUCAGCCAGGAGACAUACAAGUCGUUUGCCCGUCCUCCGGGAGGGGUCAGAGAGGCUCAAGGCCUUGGGAGGAUUCUGGAGACAUUCGUCCUCGCGGAGGAAUUUCAGGAUCCGUACGUUCCGCUGCCGGACGACGUGCCCGACCGUCUCAAGGCGGUUGCCGAGCUCGAGAAGACAAUGAAGCGGGAGUAUCCGGAGCUAUCUUCUCGAAACUUUCUGGCAAAGUGGGGUCCCAGUGAAAAGCGUGCGUUCUUCCUCCUGCUGUGUCACCUACAGAGAAAGGAGGCCAUGAUUCCGGAGGUGCUGCUAGACGAUUUGCACAAGAUCUUGAACAGGUGCCCGGCGGUUCUGAACGCGUUGAUGGAGAUCGCAACCCUUCCAAGACCGGACAACAGCUAUCCCUUCCCGCACGGUUGGAUGACUCCGGCGACUGCAGCUGCUGAACUGUCGCAGUGUAUCUGUCAAGCCGUCGACCCCAAGCUGCUUGCUACGCGCGCAUCGGACGCGUCGCUGCAGCAGAUCCCGGGCAUCACCGCAGAUGCGAUCAAGGCGCUGAAGAAGCAGAAGGUCACGUCCCUCAAAGACCUCUCGAUGAAGAAGCCUGCGGAGAGGCAGGAACUUCUAGCCCUCGCAGAGCUCGACGCUUCGCACGCGCAGGAUGCCGAGCGGAUGGCGGUUGCGAUUCCUCACGUUUGCAUGAAGGCAGACCUCGAGGGCUUUUUCGCGGAUGUCGGCAUCAUCCAAGGCGUCCGGGCAACUUUGUAUGCGCGUGUGCUGCUCACGCGGACAUGCCAUCACGAAGCAAUUACGAGUCGCAAGGACCCAUUCGUGCCAGGCAAGGGUGAGACUGUGGAGGCGUUCACGCCGUACCUGCCGCAGCCCAAGGAGGAGCGGUGGUGGCUCUUGGUUGGGGACUCCAAAACCAACAAACUGUGGUGCUCGUCCCAGGUCAAUCUCGAGCAAGCGGAGAGAGAGGGUGUGAAGGUGCUGCGAGCAAGACACGAAAGCGCGAACGCUUGUGUCCCGAGCUGGGUGCUUGAUGGCGCGAUGCCGGGCUUCGCGGAGACCCCGGUUGACAAGGCGGAGGAGGAGGAGGGUGAAGAAAUUGGCAUGCAGAUCGCCCUGCCGUUCUUUGCGCCGGUGGCGGGCAAGUACGACGUCGUCGUGAGGCUGGUUUCCGACUGCUGGAUUGGCGCAGACGUGUCGAUGACUGUGCCGAUCGUGGUGCUAUCAGACAGCGAGCAGACGAAGGCGCAGAUGCGAGACGCGGAGCGCAAGAUGCGCGAGGAGGUGCAAGAGGCCGCUGACAGCGAUGACGACCUGUUCGCUGAAGAAGAGGAAUACUCGGACGAGGAUGGCGGUUCCGAAAGCGGUGACGGCUCGAGCUAG